UGCGUCUGACUGCACUCACACUUCCACCAGAUCCGAUUGCGGGCCACCCGCGGGCAUGCUCACAGAAGCAGAGCCCGAAGGGGCGAAGGAGGAGGAGGAGGAGGAGGACGAGGAGGGAGGAGUAGAAGAUAGACGAGGCGGAGUAAGACGAAGAGAACGAGGGACAGAAAUAGUUCCUCUCAUGCUCCCCGACAGCCACCAACUGCCAGGGCUCUCCCCCCCAUGGCAAGAGAUCCCCUUCCCAGACGGACCCCCCGGGUGCAAUCGGCACCAGUCGCCCGAAGGCGCGAUUGCCAGCAUCAGCGGGUCCUCCGCGACCUCCCCUCGCCCGGCCAACUGCCGAGCCACCUCGCCGCUGCCAUCGAAGAAGACCUCCGUGCUCGGGCCGAGCUCGACCUUGGCGUCGACCAGGGCCCGAAUCGCGGCUGCCUCCGACGGCGGCGUGCCCGGCCAGAGCAGCACCAGGCGCGGCGUGUACCUCGGGGGGACCGUCGGCGGAGCCGCGGCAUGGAACCUCCUCGUGGCCUCCAGGGCGCUGCCCCCGGCCCCGACGGGGUGCAGCGCGGCGGGGGGCCGCAGCGGCGCCACGACCACCGCGCCGCGGAACCUUCAGAGGUGGGAGACGUCCACGACAGGCACGGCCGCGGGCAGCAGCCGAGGUGGGCCGCCGCCGCGGUAGUCGAAGAGGACCCGCUGCAGCUGCGGCGCCCGCCGGGCGUCCGUGCAGCCGAACAGCCGCUCGAGCCCGAGGGCUCCGGCGCGGCGGAACGUGUAGAGCUUUCCUGAGGAGAGCCAGAGCACGGCACGAGCACACACACACACACACCUUUUGUUUGCACCAUAUCGAGCACUCCAUGCCCCUGGACCCCUUUCAAAGCAGGGUGCAACAGGGGCAUGGAGUGCCCGGAAUGGUGCAACAAGGAGGUUGCAUUUGAGGCGCGUUCUAUUCCUCAUAUGUAGUGCCACCCGUGUUCUGUUGCACGAGCACACACACCUUUGAAGACCCGCCCGGAUCUCUGGGACCCGGCCACCCCCCCCUCCUCCGCCAGGGGGGGGGGCACCAGCGCCGCUUCGGGAAACCCGCGCGGAACGCCGACAAGUGUGUGCUCACGCCGGUUCUGCUGCGAUCUCCGGCGCUCUCGAGGCGCAGCUCGUUGACGGAGGCGACCUCCAGGGCUGCCCCGACGACGGCAGGCUGCCGGCCGCCCCGGAGCUGGACCUCUGCGGGCACGCGCCCGAGGGCGCCGACCACGAGGCCGGCCUCACCGACCAGCGCGCGCCUGGGCGGCGCGCGAACGGGGGGCGGGGUGAGGGGUGUUAGGCUUGGGUCGGGCAUGUCCCCCAACAGGCGGA
Messenger RNA from Prorocentrum cordatum, 1353 nucleotides. The record is from the annotation of a GenBank genome assembly. Lineage: Eukaryota; Dinophyceae; Prorocentrales; Prorocentraceae.